UUUCUUGAGGCUACAAUAUUUCAUCCUUGGAUAAAAAGGCAGUUUAGAACAAUCCAGUAUAAUGUGUUGAAGGAAUAUUCCCGAAGAGAUAAUAUACACUUUACUUACAGGAGUAAGUAGGUAGUGUGAAAAAUUUCCUUCUCUAACUGUGGAAAUUCAAAAUAGCAAACAAACAUUACUUGACAAAAAGGCUAGAGGUGUAUGUCUAUACCAUGAAAUAUUCCAAGGACCAAAAAAAAAAUUAUAUUAACAAUAAUAAAGCAAAUGAAAGAUAAAUGGAUAACCUAAAAACAUCAACAACAACCCCUUCUGUUAGACCAAUCAUAAUAUUAUUUUCGUUGGUAUGGGCGUUAGGUUGAAAUUGAAACUUUGUUAUAUACGUUACAUGGGCAAAGGUAUUAUAAAAAUAAUGAAAUCUACAGCAAACAAAAAUAGGAUAUAAACAAAAAACAAGGAUAAAACUUUCCAACUCAGUAACGUUGUGUUUUUUUGGAUCUAUAAAAAUUUCAUACCAAGCUAGGUAUAUAUUGAAGGAGGAAAGGACGACGAUAUAUUAUAUUAUGGCAACGCAAUCGGUUAAUAACGCUCUAAAAACUUUUUAUCAUCAUCAACGGCAAGAACAUCUGCACCAGAAUCAUGGACAACAACAACAAAAGCAUAAGAACAUAACAACAACAACAACAACAACAGCUACAGCGGAUAUACAAGAAAAAAUGUGGUGGAAGAGAAAACCAACUCUAAAGACAGCUAUUCAAUCGAGAAAGUGGAAAAAGACGAGAAAUAUAUUGAAUCUAAUGUUGCCAACAACGAGGUCUGCAGCAAUGUUUACCACGCUGAUUUUAAUACUAGUUGUUGUUUCGGGAAGUACUGUUCAUGCGGCGCAGCGGGAUUCUUCGUUAAAACCAAAAGCAGCAAAUAGUUUAAAUGCACUUUCGGGAAAUGGUGUCGAUACUGCAGCUAAUUUAAAUGCUAGCAACAUUAGCAAUGGUAAUCGUGUGAAUCGAACAGUAAGCAGUUCAAAUGAAAAUGCUAUGAUAGCAAGCAGUAAUUCAGUUACAGCAACAACUAUUGGCACAAGUAGCAGUAGUAGCUCAACAGCGAUUACAACCACAAGUAGAAAUAGUGGAGGAAGUAAUUACAAGGGAUCUUCAUCCAGUGUACAUAGAAAUACAAUUGAAGUAAAUGAAGAAAACAGAAAUGGUCCGUACUUUGAUAAAGCUUCAUCAAAAAACAUAACCGCGUUACUUGGAAAGACAGCUUACUUGAAUUGCAGAGUCAAAAAUCUUGGAAACAAAACUAUGUUGUUGCAAGUUUCAUGGGUGCGACAUCGCGAUAUCCAUCUGUUAACAGUUGGCCGUUACACAUAUACAUCCGAUCAACGUUUCCGUGCAAUCCAUCAACCACAGACUGAGGAUUGGAUCUUACAGAUCAAAUAUCCACAACAUAGAGAUUCUGGUAUUUACGAAUGUCAAGUAUCUACAACACCACAUAUGAGUCAUUAUAUUCACCUUAAUGUCGUAGAACCGUCAACCCAGAUAAUUGGUGCUCCAGAUCUGUAUAUUGAAAGUGGCUCAACAAUCAAUCUGACAUGUGUUAUACUCAAUUCGCCUGAACCACCAGCAUAUAUAUUUUGGAAUCAUAACAGUGCGAUUAUUAACUACGAUUCACCGCGAGGUGGGGUAUCAGUAGUAACAAAUAAAGGCGAAACAACUACAUCAUUUCUACUGAUUAAAUCUGCUAGACCUUCUGAUUCUGGACAGUAUCAAUGCAAUCCGUCUAAUUCCAAAAGCAAAGGAGUGACAGUUCAUGUGUUGAAUGGUGUUUCUCAUUCUGUUUCCAGGGGAAUUCCCAGCAGCAAUGCAGCGCGCGGGACAAGCACAUCAUCAAAUGUCUCCAAAUCAUUAUCUAUUAGUUUACCUAUCAACAUUUUUAUCUGCUAUAGUAUUUAUCAGACAGUAUCAGAAAAUACCGAAUGUUGUCAAUCGCAUCUGACCCAAACAAUCAACAAUAUAAUCAAGGCAAUAAUAUUUUGCGUCACAGCACUCCUCAUAAAAUGCCUAAAUUUGUUCUCAAAAUAUACUCAUCGAACAACAAUGAUAAUCGAAUUUCAAUCCCCGCAACAGUAUUCUAAUCAUGAUCGAUUUAAAAAAAAUGCUUCAAUAGUAGAUCUUAAAUCAAAUCAACAUCACGCUAAUCAUUACAAAAGUCAUCAUUCUCAUCCUCAUCAAACAGAUAUCUAUCAUAUUCAAUACUGGGAAUCUACUAAACUAAAUUGUCUAAUUCAAAAUAAUUUCAAUAAUAAUAUUUCAAAUAAUAAUGACAAACAAAUUAAAAUGCAACGACUUGAUGAAGAAAAACUUAAAAAAACCAUCGCUAAUGAUCACAUCUCAGAAUCUACUCUAAUCAUAACAUUCAGCAGAAAAAUUUACACUCAAGAAUCUGAUGUAAGGUGAGAAACAAUACUCUCGAGCACUGUAAUUUAAGGAAAAAAAAAAUCUAUUUUAUACAUAUAUAUAUGUUUUUACUAUUUCUAACUAAGGAAAAAAAAAUAAGAAUUUUUGUAUUAUUUUGUAUUUGUAAAUAUAUACUUAUUAUAAUUUCUUUAUUUAUAUAAAAAUACAAAUUUCAAAAUGAAAUUAUUAUAUAACUUUAAAACUACACCUGAUAAAUGCAUGUAAUAAAAGUUUAAUAUAAAAAAGAUGAAAAUUAAUAUAAAUAAUACAAAUUAUAUUAUAUAUUGCAAAAAAAUGUUGCAUUCCAAACAAAAAAAAAUCCAUUAAAAUAAACGAAACCAGUUAAAAUAGAAUUUAAGUAUGAGUUCUUAUGUUACAUUAUUUAAUAAAAAAAAUACGUACAAUAUGAGUUAAACUUAAGGACAGAGUCCGGCAGGGUACAGUUGUAUUUUGGAAAUGAUUGUCACACACAUUGUUUAAAAUGAACAAAUUUAUUGGUGUUAAUCAAAUUAUACGCACAAAACUUUCCAUGCAAGUUGUAAAUUUUUAUUUCUAGCUAUCAAAAAUUCUUGCUUUUUUUUUUUUUUUGUUCAAACUGUUCUGUAGAUAUAGCAAUGGUUUUAAGUAUCGUGAAACCUGAAAAAGUCGAAAUACACCUCAACAUAUUAAUUUGGCAUCUCUCAAAAUCAACAUUAUUUUGUUUUAGGACUGACAACUAUUUGUUUAAAUUAUCGGCUAAAAGUGCAAGCCUCGCAAAUCCAUUUUUGUUUUUUUUUUGCAAAAAUGAUAUUUUGAUGCGGAAUUCAAGUGGGCAUUGAAAUUUACAUCAGUAUUUCAGUAUAAACAAAA
Molecule: messenger RNA, 3302 nt
Organism: Episyrphus balteatus (marmalade hoverfly)
Lineage: Eukaryota; Metazoa; Arthropoda; Insecta; Diptera; Syrphidae
Gene: dpr9
Exons: 6
Coding region: 561-2453 (630 amino acids)
Biological process (GO): synapse organization
Cellular component (GO): neuron projection membrane
Source: RefSeq, a predicted model, not a curated record